Messenger RNA from Drosophila obscura, 502 nucleotides. Its product is annotated as mitochondrial import inner membrane translocase subunit Tim10B. Bases 127 to 492 code for a protein of 121 amino acids. Gene Ontology annotation, cellular component: mitochondrial intermembrane space chaperone complex. Lineage: Eukaryota; Metazoa; Arthropoda; Insecta; Diptera; Drosophilidae. The record is from RefSeq and is a predicted model, not a curated record. The transcript is spliced from 3 exons.
UCGAUAUUCCAGUUUUGUAGACAGAAAACAUUCAAUCAGCUGUUUUCCCAAUCGCAAGGAUUUAUAAAUUUUAAUUGUAUAAUUUCUGUAUUAAAACACAACUUUGUUGUCAGUCUUGGCUAAUCGAUGGAUUCCAACUUGCGCAAUCUGAAAGAUUUUCUUACAUUAUACAACAAAGUGACUGAGCUGUGUUUUAGCCGAUGCGUUGACAACCUGAAUCAGCGAGAGUUGGGCGGCCACGAGGACACUUGCGUGGAUAGAUGUGUCACCAAGUUCGCUCGAUUUAACCAAAGUAUGAUGAAAGUCUACGUGGAUGUACAAACAACAAUAAAUACAAAGCGCAUGCAAGAAGUCGAGGAGAAUGCCAGGAAGUUAGAGCAACAGCAAAAGGAAGACCGUCAAAGGGAGGAGCAAACUCAAAAAGAAGCCGCUGCCGCUGGCACUUCUGUGUUGACGCCAAUACCGCCAACCGCAGGAAAUCUAUCCAUGUAACAGCAGACUC